This is a messenger RNA of Pelecanus crispus (Dalmatian pelican), 1435 nucleotides long. The record is from RefSeq and is a predicted model, not a curated record. NCBI's taxonomy places the organism in Eukaryota, Metazoa, Chordata, Aves, Pelecaniformes, Pelecanidae.
AAUCCUAUGUAACUGCCAUGAUGAUGCAUCCAGAUUCACAUACCUUUUAGCGAAGCCUAGCUGUGACUACCUAGAACAGGAGGACUUCAUCCCACUGCUUCAGGAUGUGGUGGAAACACAUCCUGGCCUGACGUUCCUGAAGGAUGCUCCGGAGUUCCAUUCCCGGUAUAUUACGACGGUUAUACAGAGAAUAUUCUACACAGUCAAUCGAUCCUGGUCUGGGAAGAUCACUCUAACAGAGCUGAGGAAAAGCAACUUCUUGCAAACUCUUGCUCUCUUGGAAGAAGAGGAUGACAUAAAUCAGAUCACAGAUUAUUUCUCCUAUGAGCACUUCUAUGUUAUAUACUGUAAAUUCUGGGAGCUGGACACUGAUCAUGAUCUUUACAUCAGCCAGAAGGAUCUGGCUAGGUACAGUGAUCAAGCUUUAUCAAACAGGAUUAUUGAGCGAAUAUUCAGCGGUGCUGUGGUGAGAGGCAAUGAAGUUCAAAAGGAAGGCCGCAUGAGUUAUGCCGAUUUUGUGUGGCUCCUGAUUUCAGAGGAAGAUAAAAGGAGUGCUACAAGCAUUGAGUACUGGUUUCGGUGCAUGGACCUGGAUGGGGAUGGAGUGCUUUCCAUGUAUGAACUGGAGUACUUUUAUGAGGAGCAGUGUGAGCGGAUGGAAGUGAUGGGCAUAGAACCACUGCCAUUUCAUGACUUGUUGUGUCAGAUGCUUGAUCUCGUUAAGCCAGAGAGGGAAGGAAGAGUAACCCUGCGAGACCUGAAGAGGUGCAGAAUGGCUCAUGUAUUCUACAACACCUUCUUUAAUUUAGAGAAAUAUCUGGACAAUGAACAGAGGGAUCCCUUUGCAGUGCAAAAGGACAUUGAAAAUGAUGGUCCUGAACCCUCUGACUGGGACAGAUAUGCUGCUGAAGAGUAUGAGAUUCUUGUGGCUGAGGAGUCUGGGAAUGAGCAGUUACAAGAAGGAUCAUUUGAAGAAGACUAUGACACAGAUGAAGUCUUAUCUCCCCCUGAAACUGGAGACAAGUCAGACAAACUAGUUAUCUCAGAUCUCUCAGCAUAGAGAAAUGGAAGACAUUUAAUCAAUAUCUUUCAAACUGGAUAGCAUUCAGUCCCAAGACACUUAGGAAUUUUUCUUAAAUCCGUCAUUGGAGCAAUGUGCUUUAUUUUGUACACUGUAACUUGAGAACCCUUUUUCUCUUCCUGUGUAAUUGCAAUAAGGUAAUUUCUAUAAAAAAGCUUUUUACAAUGUGUUAUCAUGCACGCUCAUUAAAAAUGGUGAUUGCACCUUGUUUCAUUUAUAUAUAAAUUCUGUUAUGUCCCCAGAUGUGCAAUAAAUGCCAGCAUCUAAUGAUUAACUGUAACAAUUGCAUGCAACAUCUACAGUGGUUGUUUCUCAUUCAGUUCAGUCCUGUGCCAUUCUGUCCCCUUGACUUUA